AUGGAUCAAAUUAAUGAAAAUAAAAAACCUCAUCGGAAGAAACAGGCCGGGGCCAAGCUGAACAAAAAGAAAAAUACAAAAAAAGAAGAUGUAGUAAAACCAAAAAAUGUGAAAGCUUUUGCUUUCCACUCCAUAAAAAAAGCUGAAAGAGCAGUGAGAAGAACUGCAGAUUUUAAAGAAAAGAAGUUUCAUAAUCCGGUUGUUGAUCGAUCGAGUGUCGUUCCACCCCCAAUCGUCGUAGCCGUUGUUGGACCCCCUAAAGUCGGGAAAACCACUUUAAUUAAAUGCUUAGUGAAAAACUUUUUAAAAAGAAAAAUCACUACCAUUAACGGGCCUGUGUCCAUUGUUUCAAGCAAGAAACAACGGCUGACCUUCUUAGAGUGCAACAAUGAUUUCAACUCAAUGAUUGACAUCUCCAAAGUUGCAGACCUGGUGCUGUUGAUGGUCGAUGCCAGUUUUGGCUUUGAGAUGGAGAUCUUCGAGUUUCUACACAUAAGCAAGGUGCACGGUGAGAUGAAGAUCAUCGGAGUUCUCACUCAUCUCGACUCGUUUGGUAAUAAUAAAAGGUUGAAAAAGACAAAAAAGAUCCUAAAAAAUAGGUUCUGGAAGGAUGUCUAUCCAGGCGCCAAACUGUUUUACCUAUCUGGUAUAGUAAAUGAAGAAUACCAAAAAAUGGAAAUCCACAAUCUAGGUCGAUUCAUCAGCGUCAUGAAGUAUCGGCCACUUCAGUGGAGGUCCUCACAUCCGUAUGUCCUUGUCGACAGAAUUGAAGAUGUGACUGAUCCGGAAUUAAUUCGACAAAAUAAUAAAUCCGAUCGAACUGUUUGCUUCUAUGGCUACGUGAGAGGCACACACUUUAAAAACAAAACCAGCGUUCACCUAGCUGGUUUAGGUGACUUCACAAUUGAUGACAUGAGCUAUCUAAACGAUCCAUGCUCAUUCCCCGACGAGUUGAAGAAACGAUCUCUCGAUGAUCGAGAACGACUCAUCUAUGCCCCGAUGUCUGGCGUUGGUGGUGUCCUCUUUGAUAAGGAUGCUGUUUACAUAGAAACUAAAGGAAUUAAUUUGAUGAGUGAUAAAAAGAGGUCUGGUGAUAAGGAAAAGAUGCUGGAGACUCUGAAGAACAUGCAGACGACGAUCGACGGCAAAAUGGCGGCCGGGAAUUUCCAACUCUUUAGUAACCAAGAGGAGGGAGAUGAUGACGGCGAUGAAGAUGGUAACGACGAAGAAGAAGAUGAUGAUGGUAGUGAAGAUGGGAAAGACGAUGAUGAAAACGAGAGAGAUGGGAGGGAAGAAGUGGAAGGUGAUAUGGAUGUAGAUGGCAAUGAAAAUCUAAGUGAACCUUGGAAGCUGAAAACUGGUCUUGAAGAAAAUGAUGAUGACGAUGAUGAUGACGACAUGGAAGGUGAUGAUGAUGAUGAAGAUGAAGAAGAAGCUUUGGAUGAUGAGGAAGAGGAGGAAGAUGAUGAUGUAGAUAUGAGUGAAGAUGAUCAUGAAAAUGUUGAUGGGGCUCUGAAAUGGAAAGUGAAACUGAGAGAAAAGGGAAACUCUUCGUUUUUGGAAAGAUUAAAAAAUAUCAACAACAUUCAAUCUUUUGUCUAUGGGACAGAAAUUAUGAAUUUACACGAUGACAAAUCAACGAAUGAUUCUGAGGAGCAGGAAAAGGAAACUUACGAAGGAAAAGAUAAUAAAAAUAAUGAUAACAAAAUAAAAAUAAAUGACGGCGGUGAUGAUUUUCUGGGCGGUUUCCUCAGUCUCUCAGAUCACAACUCCAGAUUUGGUUCCAAUAAGUUAUUCCACCAAGAGGAAACAUCAAAACAAUUAUAUGCCUUCUAUGAUUUCAACAAACUUGAUGUCCAAGAGCUGGUAGAGCGUGUGAAAGAUUGCUUCGUCAGUGGAAUGUGGGAUGAAGAUGAAGAUGCUGAAACACUGCUCAAGAGAGAUGCUGAGAGAGAGACCCCAGAGGAGAGGAGAGAACGCCGGAUGAAAGCGAAAUUGCUGGAGAGAAAGAGGAGGCAGAAGGAGAUGUUCGACAUGCUGUACGACGAGGGCAGACUCGAUGGAAAUGGAACUACUGCCGAUAAGAACUACUUUGAAACUUUGAAGGAAGAGAUGGCACAACAGGCGCAGUUGAACAGAUCUGAAUUUGAGUCUCUGCCAGAAUCGGCUCGCGUUGAAUUUGAGGGUUUCCGACCGGGCCUUUACGUACGCAUGCAAAUACGUAGCAUACCCUGCGAAUUCAUCGAGUAUUUCGACCCAACAUACCCCAUCGUCGUUGGAGGCCUGCUGACCUCAGAACAAAAUAUCGGAUAUGUGACUGUGAACUUCAAGAAACAUCGUUGGCACAAGAAAGUCCUGAAGACAAAUGAUCCCGUUAUCUUCUCGUUGGGAUGGCGUCGAUUCCAAACGAUCCCUGUCUACUCCAUCCAGGAUCACAAUGGCCGCAACCGACAGAUUAAAUACACGCCUAACCAUCUUCAUUGUCACGCUACUUUUUGGGGUCCAAUAACGCCUCAGGGUAGUGGCAUAGUAGCCAUUGAUUCAUUAGCUAGUAAUACAAAAGAGUUCAGGAUAUCUGGCACGGGUAACGUCUGUGAGAUUGACAAGUCGUUCGCUAUAGUUAAAAAGUUGAAACUGGUCGGGACGCCAUUCCUAAUUCAUCAGAAUACUGCGUUCAUACAGGGCAUGUUCAACUCAUCACUGGAGGUUGCCAAAUUUGAACUUGCGAGCAUUCGAACGGUCAGUGGGAUCAGAGGUCAAAUAAAAAAGUCGAUAAAAAAUGGCGCCACCCUCUUGAAAAAGUUCAAGUCCAAGAUGGCCGACCCUAUUCUGCCGGGAGCGUUCAGGGCUACAUUUGAGGAUAAGAUUCUUAUGAGUGACAUUGUCUUCAUGAGAACUUGGUACAAAACAUCGGUGGAUCAGUUUUACAACCCCGUAACUAACUUACUGCUGAGCCAAGCGUCGAGGGAUGCCUGGAGGGGCAUGAAGACAGCUGGCCAGAUUAGGAGGGAGAAAAAUAUCAAACGAGAUGUUAACGAAGAUAAUCUUUACAAGCCAAUAGCAAGGCCGGUACGUGAAUACAAGCCCCUUCAAAUACCACGGGAGCUUCAGAGGCAAUUACCAUUCAGGCUGAAACCGAAAACAGAGGGGAAAACAGUGGGCGAAAUUAAGAGGAUUGCUGUUGUCAAGGAACCACAUGAACGAAAGGUUUCGCAAAUGAUGAAACAACUGCAAGCCAUUUAUGACCAGAAAAGAAAGAAUCAACGAGUUAUAAUGAGAGAAAGAGCCUCAAAGCAUCGAAAAGAAAUUAUAAGUAAAAAUAAAGCUAAAGCAGCAAAGAAAAAAAGAUAACUGAUUUGUUUCCAUAAUUUUUAUUAUUGUUAAUUUUAUUAUUUAUGGUAAUGUUUGUUAUUGAUCGUCAAACUGUACAGUAAACUCGAAAAUUACAACUAAUAUUCAGCAAAUACAUACAUACGUACGUACGUGUAAUACAAACGAGCAUUUAUUAGCAGUCAUGUUUCUUGUUCUCAUCUCUUCUUACUUCCUAACUUUUUAUUAGUUUAGGUAGGUGUAAAAUAGGUGAGCCUUGGCUUGAGUUAAAUAAAA
Messenger RNA from Helobdella robusta, 3606 nucleotides. RefSeq lists its product as hypothetical. The record is from RefSeq and is a predicted model, not a curated record. Bases 1 to 3351 code for a protein of 1116 amino acids. Gene Ontology annotation, biological process: ribosome biogenesis; endonucleolytic cleavage of tricistronic rRNA transcript (SSU-rRNA, 5.8S rRNA, LSU-rRNA); maturation of SSU-rRNA from tricistronic rRNA transcript (SSU-rRNA, 5.8S rRNA, LSU-rRNA). The transcript is spliced from 20 exons. Gene Ontology annotation, molecular function: GTPase activity; GTP binding; U3 snoRNA binding. NCBI's taxonomy places the organism in Eukaryota, Metazoa, Annelida, Clitellata, Rhynchobdellida, Glossiphoniidae. Gene Ontology annotation, cellular component: nucleus; 90S preribosome.